AUGACUGCUCUUUCUUCAGAGAACUGCUCUUUUCAGUACCAGUUACAUCAAGCAAAUCAGCCUCUAGAUGGUAACUGUCUGCUAUUCUUGAUUAUACUUGGGAAAAUAUUACUGAAUAUCCUCACAUUAGGAAUGAGAAGAAAAAUCACCUAUCAAAAUUUUAUGGAAUAUUUCUGCAUUUCACUAGCGUUCAUCGAUCUUUUACUUUUAGUAAACAUUUCCAUUAUAUCCUAUUUCAGGGAUUUUGUACUUUUAGGCAUUAGGUUUACUAAAUACCACAUCUGCCUAUUUACUCAAAUUAUUUCUUUCACUUAUGGUUUUCUGCAUUAUCCAGUUUUCCUGAUAGCUUGUAUAGAUUAUUACCUGAAUUUCUCCAAAACCACAAAGCUAGCAUUUAAGUGUCAAAAAUUAUUUUAUUUCUUUAUAGUAAUUUUAAUUUGGAUUUCAGUCCUUGCUUACGUUUUGGGAGAUCCAGCUAUCUACCAAAGCCUGAAGGCACAGAAUGUUUAUUCUUACCAGUGUCCUUUCUACAUUAGCAUUCAGAGUUACUGGCUGUCAUUUUCCAUGGUGGUGAUUUUAUUUAUGGCUUUUCUAACCUCUUGGUCAGAAGUUACUGCCUUGGUACAGGCUGUUAGGAUGACUUCCUAUAUGAAUGAGACUAUCCUGUAUUUUCCCUUUUCAUCCCAUUGUAGUUAUACUCUGAGCUCUAAAAAAACACUCUUGCCCAAGUUCAUUAUCUGUUUUCUUGGUACCUGGUUACCAUUUGUACUACUUCAAGUAAUUAUCCUUUUACUUAAAGUACAGAUUCCAGCAUUUAUUGAGAUGAACAUCCCGUGGUUGUACUUCGUCAAUAGUUUUCUCAUUGCUACAGUUUAUUGGUUUAAUUGUCACAAGCUUAAUUUAAGAGACAUCACAUUACCUGUGGAUCCAUUCGUCAACUGGAAAUGCUGCUUCAUUCCACUUACAAUUCAUAAUCUUGAGCAAAUUGAAAAGCCUAUAUCAAUAAUAAUUUGUUAAUGUUGCCAUGUUAAAACUAAUUAAAACUGACAACUACAGUAGGAAUCAUAAUUUUACAAAGGGAAAGGACAUACAAAGAUUGAACUGAACUGAGGCUCCCCUCCCCGGCCCCAACUUUCAUACCUUUUCAGAAUGUGUCUUUUGGGACUAUGGUAUUAAAAACAAAAUAAUUCCAAGAAAAUUUUUUAUACCUGUUCAGGAACACUGCGUGUUACCAAUAUCAAGAAGUGAAGCGAGUUAGUAUUUGGCCAUACUGAUUUCAUGUUACCCAAAAAACUAGUGGAUGCAAACUGUUACGUAAAUCUGAGCUUCUCUGCCAGUGAUAUACAAAUGUAAAUAAACAUUUUUAUUAAAUUCAGAGCAAGAAAAUCAAGAUCAUUUUCUUAAAAUUAUUUGGUGUAAAUAUUCCUUCAACAUAAAGGGAAAAUUAGCUCAAUUUAAAUUUAGGUAAUUUUCAAAACUCUCUCUCUGUUCUUAAUACAGAUAUUCCUGGAAGAAAAGUUUUAGUUGCUCACCUUACAGAACUGGGGAGUAGUGACUAGGUCUCUU
Messenger RNA from Neomonachus schauinslandi (Hawaiian monk seal), 1566 nucleotides. It is a transcript of the gene GPR160, whose product is annotated as G protein-coupled receptor 160. The transcript has a single exon. The record is from RefSeq and is a predicted model, not a curated record. Bases 1 to 1017 code for a protein of 338 amino acids. Lineage: Eukaryota; Metazoa; Chordata; Mammalia; Carnivora; Phocidae. Gene Ontology annotation, cellular component: plasma membrane; signaling receptor complex.